Messenger RNA from Saccostrea cuccullata (small rock oyster), 1755 nucleotides. Its product is annotated as protein MAK16 homolog. Gene Ontology annotation, cellular component: preribosome, large subunit precursor; nucleolus. Lineage: Eukaryota; Metazoa; Mollusca; Bivalvia; Ostreida; Ostreidae. Bases 34 to 933 code for a protein of 299 amino acids. The record is from RefSeq and is a predicted model, not a curated record. The transcript is spliced from 10 exons. Gene Ontology annotation, biological process: maturation of LSU-rRNA; maturation of 5.8S rRNA.
GGAAAUUCAGAAAUAAGAAGACUAACAAAAAAUAUGCAACAUGAUGAUGUCAUAUGGAGUAUUAUCAAUAGCACAUUCUGUUCGUUUAAAGUGAGAACAAAAUCCCAGAAAUUCUGUAGGAAUGAGUACAACUUAACAGGAUUAUGUAACAGAGCAUCAUGUCCACUCGCUAACAGUCAAUAUGCCACUGUCAGAGAAGAAAAGGGUGUGUGUUACCUUUAUAUGAAGACAGUUGAACGAGCUGCAUUCCCCAACAGAAUGUGGGAAAAAGUAAAGUUGUCUAGGAAUUAUGAGAAAGCUCUGAAACAGAUAGAUGAACAGCUUAUCUACUGGCCAAAAUUCAUCAAGCACAAAUGCAAACAGAGAUUCACAAAAAUAACACAGUAUCUAAUCAGAAUCAGGAGACUGGUGCUCAAAAGAAGGAAAAAGUUGGUUCCUCUAAGCAGAAAAAUUGAAAAACGAGAAAGACGAAAAGAGGAAAAAGCCCUGAUAGCAGCUAAAAUAGACACAGCUAUAGAGAAAGAGUUACUGGAAAGACUCAAGUCAGGAACGUAUGGAGAGAUCUAUAAUUUCCCUUCCCAUGCAUUUGACAAAGUGAUGGAUGAGGAGGUUGAAGAAGAAUCGGAGUCAGAGAAGGAAGGAGAAGAGGAAGAGGAAGAAGAAGAGGAUGAGGAGGAAGCAGAAGUAGAGUAUGUAGCGGAGGAGGACUUUGAGGAAAGCAAUUUAUCAGAUUUAGAGGACAUGGAUAGACUUCAGGGUGAGGAUAGUGAUGAAGAAAGUGAAAGUGGUUCAGAAAGUAGCUCAGAGGAGGAGGAAGUGAAAAAAGGAAAGGAAAAGAAACUGAAGGCCAAGAGGAAGAGACCCAGAGUGGAAAUAGAAUAUGAACAGGAAAUGGAUCAACCAUCAACCUCCAAAAUCAAAACAAAUACUUGAUAAAAGAAAGAUGAGGAACAAGGAUUUUUUUUUUUAAAAAUAACUUUACUUUCUUUCUGCUCCGUGGAAUUAUGGGAUUUAUUCAUUCAACUAUCUGUGUGUGAAACUCCAAAUCUUAAAAAUAUCUAGUAUUUAUCUUCAUUCUAUUAUUUCCCAUGAAAUAUAUGGAAUUUUUUAAAAAGUGAAAAAAUCUCAUUACUUUCUUCUCUGUAUAUUUUUUUUCCUUGGAAAACCUUUUCAGUGUUUCUUUUUAUUUGUUUAGCAGAUUUCUAAAUCAUUUAUGAAAAUGAUGGGAUCAGAGUGUAGAAAUCUCUUCAUAACCCAUAUCAAUUUUUAAGAGGAAAACUCAUACAUGACAUAAGAAAGCUAAAGCAAACGUGUAUUUCAGCUACCUAUACAGCAGUUUCCUCAUGUUUUGGAACUGAAUUUAAUGAAAUGUGUCUACUUGUUCUUUGUUAUUACAAGGAUUUGUUUUAAAUAUUGAAAUUAAAAUUGUAGAAUAUAACAUGAUUUUUGUCAUUUCGAGAAGAAAAUUUGAGUACAAGAGUUUGAAAACAUAUAGCAGAUUGUGUCCAGAUUUUCAUGCUAUAGGCUACAAAGAGAGAGUUAUGCAUUUGAAUGCAAUGCAGAACCUCUCUAAAUUCAAUGAAUGCAAUUUUGUCAAUGGAAAACGCUUUCACUUUAAAUUAAUGACAUUAUUUUCCUCCAUUAUAGAACAGUUGCUUCUGGCCCUGAUACUGAGGGAACAAAACACGCUCUUUGUGUUAAAUACCUCCAGAUGAGCAGGGGCCAAGACGUGCAGUUAUUAUUUAUGUGCUAAAA